Molecule: messenger RNA, 1437 nt
Organism: Ananas comosus (pineapple)
Lineage: Eukaryota; Viridiplantae; Streptophyta; Magnoliopsida; Poales; Bromeliaceae
Product: clavaminate synthase-like protein At3g21360
Exons: 3
Coding region: 24-1136 (370 amino acids)
Molecular function (GO): oxidoreductase activity
Source: RefSeq, a predicted model, not a curated record
CAUUUCUCUCUCCUCUAACCCAAAUGACGUCUAGGUUCAUCAACCCGCAAAAACCUCCCCUUUUUAAUUUUAAUUUUUAUUUUUUUCUCGAACCUUCCUCCAUCUCCAGCAAAUUUCUCACCAUCGGAAGAAGUAGAAGCAGGAGAGCAGUGGAAAUUACGAAAAUGCCCUCCGGGCUCUUCGUGGAGUCGACGCUCCCCCAGCAAAGGGUCGUCGAGGGGAUCCGGUUCCCGGCCGUGCUCACCCCGGCCGAACCGGUCGACCUCGACCAGUUCGCGGCCGCGGUGGGGGCCGAAAAAGCCCGGCUCGAGUCGCUGCUCCGGUCGAGCGGGGCGAUCAUUCUCCGCGGGUUUCCGGUCCGGAGCGCGGUCGACUUCGACCGGGCCGUGGGCGCUUUCGGGUACGCGGAGCUCCCCUACGUGGGCGGCGCCGCCCCGCGCACCAACGUGGUGGGCCGGGUCUUCACCGCCAACGAGUCCCCCCCGGACCAGAAGAUCCCCUUCCACCACGAGAUGGCCCAGGUUCCGGAGUUCCCAUCCAAGCUGUUCUUCUUCUGCGAGGAGGAGCCCAAAAGUGGUGGUGAGACACCCAUCGUAUUGAGCCAUUACAUCUAUAAGAGGAUGAAGGGGAAAUUCCCAGAGUUUGUGGAGAAACUGGAGCAGCAGGGGCUAAUUUACACAAGAGUUUUAGGGGAAGGAGAUGAUCCGUCUUCGCCGAUCGGCCGCGGGUGGCAGUCCACAUUCCUCACCAAUGACAAAGCUGUGGCUGAGCAAAGGGCUGCGCGACUUGGUAUGAAGUUGGAAUGGUUGGACGACGGAGUGAAAACAAUAAUGGGUCCGAUACCCGCUGUUAAGUUCGACGAGAGCAGGGGAAGGAAGAUAUGGUUUAACAGCAUGGUAGCUGCGUACACUGGAUGGAAGGACGCCCGAAACGAUCCUCUCAAGGCUGUUACUUUCGGAGACGGGUCGCCGUUGCCGUCGGACAUCAUCGACGAAUGCCUAAAAAUCCUCGAAGAGGAGUGUGUUGCUGUUCCUUGGAAGCAGGGCGAUGUACUUUUAGUGGAUAAUUUGGCCGUUCUGCAUUCUAGGCGGUCGUUUGAACCUCCUCGGCGUAUUCUUGCUUCGCUUUGUAAAUAGAGGAUUCUUACGCUUUUGCGAGUUUUAGAGACAGCAAGAAGCUAUCUUUAUGUAUAUGUUGGCGGAUCAAAGCAUGAAUCUGCACCCCUUUUUAUUUACGAGUAUCACAAUUUGAGUAAUGUAAAGCUCAAACGCAGCAACUAUUCCUACUGUUUAUCUGGUUUAAUAAUGUCAGUAUCUUAGCAGAAUAACAUAGUUUCUGAUAGUUCAGAAUCUCAAUGUUGGUGUCUGUUCCUUUUAGCAAGAAUAGUGUAAUGUAAAGCUCAAUGCACCAAUUAUUUCUACUGUUUAUCUGGUUUAA